This is a messenger RNA of Aedes albopictus (Asian tiger mosquito), 2702 nucleotides long. RefSeq lists its product as uncharacterized. The coding region runs from base 5 to 1252 and encodes 415 amino acids. The transcript is spliced from 3 exons. Lineage: Eukaryota; Metazoa; Arthropoda; Insecta; Diptera; Culicidae. The record is from RefSeq and is a predicted model, not a curated record.
AAAAAUGAUUGCCUCUUUCGGCCGAUCACAUUGGACCAUUAUUCGCGAAUGGUUCCAGGAUACCUCGUCUAAAUUUGGCCAAGUAUGGUCCACCAAUGAAGGAAGCGAUUGUUUCUACGCGCUGGAUGUCUUACUUCAUCUGGCUGGAGUUCCCAAUGAACUCACUUCGAAAUGGCGCUGGGAAAGUACAGUUCGCUACUUUCUUCAUGCUUUGUACGCUUUCCAAACGGUCAUAGCAUUCCUGCAGACGAAACACGUGAUUGAGCGGGAUAAUGUGUUCGACUUAUUUGUCGAGGUCAUGAAGUGGACCUUUUUCAUUGUGGCCUACUUCAAAAUGUUCAUUAUGAUCCGGUUGGGUCGAUCGGUAGCUGCCGUCCGGAAGUUCAUAGCCGGCAAAGAAAUGCAGUCCGGAGACGCGGCCUUCGAUGAGCUGCAGCGGAUGAAAUUCAAAAGAUCUGCGCUUUUCUUGCUGAGAAUUCUAUUCGUGCUGAUGGUGAUGGAUGCCAUUUUCCUGUCUGUUCCGAGCGGAGCGACGGCAAUUGUGUUUUUCGUUCCACCGGAGAUGAAAAGCGCUGGGCCGACGGCGACGGUGAUAAUUCAUUUUUUCGGCAUAAGCCUAAUGCCAUUUUUGAUUCUUUGUAAAUUUUCUUGCAAUAUGGCGACCGUUGGAAUGCUUUUGAUGGGGAUGCAGGCUAACAUAAAAAUUUUGGCUAAUCGGUACGUUAAAAUAUUGGAUAAGAGUUUCGAUACAGAACACCAUUUGGAGCAACUGGAUCGGGAGGUGCGAAGCGCCGUGGAUCAACAGAUGGAAUACUGGAGACAUCUCCACAUCCUAAGGAAUCUUGUCGAAAAAACGUUUUUCCUGGUACACUACUACGCCAUUUUCAGCAUCGGAGGAUUUUACUACAUCACCCAGAACAUCGGCGUCAAUGCAUUCUCGGCCCUGCUGAUGGCCACAACGCCCAUCUUCCUGGUGGAAUACUACCUGUGGUGUAAUUUGGUCGAGUCUAUUCAGAAUGAGGCCGAAACGAUUGGAGACGUGAUGUACGAGUUGUGUGCCAAGAUGCCGUACAAUCGGGAGAAGCAUUCGGCUUAUGUUCGGUUGAAGUCCAACAAGCUGAUUCUGUGGAUAAACAGUUGCAACAUCCGGGCGAUGAAAUGUUUGGGGCUGUUUGAUAUUUCCACGCUGGCGUUCGUCGAUUUGGUCAAUGUGAGCUACUCGGUGCUGAUGUUCCUGAUCAAUAUGAGUUAAAUUUGAAUUGUAGGGAAUGAAGUCGUUACCAAGACAAUUUCUAAGUUUUUUCACAAUACAGUUUUUUAGAACCUUAAACUUAUCUAAACCUUAUCAAGGCUGUAUAACGUUCAAUCAUCAUAAACAAUAGCAUGGAACGAGCUCACCAGUUAACAUUUGUCCUUGUGUCCAUUGGAAAAAAUACAAAUAAAAAGUAGCUGCUACAAUGUUCUAACACCAAUAAAUCACAUAAAAAAAUAAGUAAUGACAUGAGGAAAUUAAAGUGGUACCUGACAGACAUCAGGUUAACAUAAGCUUCUAAACUAUUGGUACUAUCCUGCAUACUAAAUCUGUCAGUUAUCAUAGGCUAGGCCCAAUUUAAAGAGUUCUUUCAAUUUUGAAAGAAUUCAUCUUAUGUACCUUCUUCUUCUUCUUUGUGGCUCUACGUCCCCACUGGGACUUGGCCUGCCGCGCUUCAACUAAGUGUUCUUUGAGCACUUCCACAGUUAUUAAUUGAAGGGCAUUCUUUGCCUGCCAUUGCAUGAAUUUGUUUAUUGUGAGGCAAGUACAAUGAUACACUAUGCCCAGUGAGUCGAUAAAAUUGUCCUGACCAGAUCGGGAAUCGAACCCGCCGUCUCCGGAUUGGCGAUCCAUAGCCUUAACCACUAGGCUAACUGGAGACUGUAUGUACCUUAUGUACAUAUAAUAAAAAAACAUAUGCUGCAGGGAUGGGAACACUCACUUUCAAGGAGUUACACUCACUUGCUACCCAAGUAACCAAAAGUUCAGAUAAAAGGGUACUUUAUAAGCUAAGCAGCUUGUUCGAGGUUGCUCAUUAGCUUUCUAAGCAGCUUCAUUUUUAAGUAAUUUUGGAACUUGAAAGUUCACAUAAGCACGCUGGAUAGCCUUCUAAGCAGCUUCUGACAGAACUUUGACAAAAUGCAUGCAGAAACAAAAAAGAGUUUUCAGAAUCACAGACCUGUUUGGUGGGUUUGUGAUUCAUGUCUGGAAAUUGCUUCUGAUAAUUAUAUUUUCACACAUGUCGCUGCUAUGUUGAUUUGAACUGGAUCCUCCUGCGUGAUAGCCUGCCGACUUACCGCUGCGCUGCUGAAGACACUUGACAUAGUUAAGCUAACUUCCCUACUGCACAAAUGUGCAAAACUAAACUAGCUGCCGACAGAAAAUCGAUUCAAGUCACACUUUACCUGCUGACCACUCAAUCACAACUGUAGUACUGUGGUAGAGCGUAGGGUUCACACGCAGCGACUAUCGGUUCGAAUCCGAUGGGCAGCAAUUUUUUUGCUUAAGCUUAGUAUUCAUUGAUUUGAUGAAUACAUAUUUGUUUUUUAUUCGUGUAUGCUUAAACAGUUGUUUUCUGUAAAAAAAAUAAAUUUUAUCUUCAUUGAAACAUAAUGCUACUGAACUGAACUUCUAUGAACUUGAAAGUUCCGACGAAGUUCCGAGUAGCAUC